This is a messenger RNA of Propithecus coquereli (Coquerel's sifaka), 2153 nucleotides long. RefSeq names its product tumor necrosis factor receptor superfamily, member 1A (gene TNFRSF1A). Gene Ontology annotation, biological process: prostaglandin metabolic process; tumor necrosis factor-mediated signaling pathway; inflammatory response. NCBI's taxonomy places the organism in Eukaryota, Metazoa, Chordata, Mammalia, Primates, Indriidae. The record is from RefSeq and is a predicted model, not a curated record. Bases 269 to 1612 code for a protein of 447 amino acids. The transcript is spliced from 10 exons. Gene Ontology annotation, molecular function: tumor necrosis factor receptor activity; tumor necrosis factor binding. Gene Ontology annotation, cellular component: membrane raft; mitochondrion; signaling receptor complex.
UCUUCCCCUCCCACCUCCUCUCUCCUCUGUUUAAUUCUCUCUGAGUACCCGGGACUCAGGCUCCAGUUCUGGCCUUUGGGGUUCGAGGUCACUGGGACUGGGUUGUGAGCUCCACCCCUGAAUCUCAACCCCCAACCCCCUAACCCAAGGCACUCGGGACCUCCCGGACGGACGGACCUGAGCUUCCUAGGACGCCCGCCCGGCUGACGCUGCUGCUGCCACUGCCCUGAGCCCAGAUGGGGGAGUGAGAGGCCACAGGUGGCCGGACAUGGGCCUCCCCACCGUGCCUGACCUCCUGCUGCCACUGGUGCUCCUGGCUCUGCUGGUGGGAAUCCACCCCUCGGGGGUCAUUGGACUGGUCCCUCACCUCGGGGACCGGGAGAAGAGAGAUAGUCUGUGUCCCCAGGGAAAAUACAGCCACCCUCGUAAUAAUUCCAUUUGCUGUACCAAGUGCCACAAAGGAACCUACCUGCACGAUGACUGCCCAGGCCCGGGGCUGGACACGGACUGCAGGGAGUGUGAAGACGGCUCCUUCACCGCGUCAGAGAACCACCUCAGACACUGCCUCAGCUGCUCCAACUGCCGAAAAGAAAUGGGCCAGGUGGAGCUUUCUCCCUGCACUGUGGACCGGGACACCGUGUGCGGCUGCAGGAAAAACCAGUACCGGAGGACUUACGGGAAUUCCAGGAGCGAAAGCCUGUUCCAGUGCCUCAACUGCAGCCUCUGCCUCAACGGCACCGUGCAUCUCCCCUGCCAGGAGAGACAGAACACCGUGUGCACCUGCCAUGCAGGGUUCUUCCUGCGAGGAGACGAGUGUGUCUCCUGCAGUAACUGUAAGAAAAACCCGGAGUGCACGAAGUUGUGCCUGCCCCUAACUGAAAAUGUUACGGGCCAUCAGGACCCAGGCACCACAGUGCUGUUGCCUCUCGUGAUCUUCUUUGGUCUUUGCCUUUUAUCCUUCCUCUUCAUCGGUUUAAUGUGCCGCUACCCGCGGUGGAAGCCCAAGCUCUACGGCAUUAUUUGUGGGAAAUCGGCACCUGAAAAAGAGGGGGAGCUUGAAGGAAUUACGACUAAGCCCCUAGCCCCAGCCCCGGGCUUCACUCCCAUCCCCUGUUCCACCUUCACCUCCAGCUCCACCUUCACCCCCAGUGACUAUUCCAACUUCACGGCUGCGUCACUCCCUAAAGAGGUGGCCCCGCCCCACUUGGGGGCUGACCCCAUCCUCGCCACCGUUCUCGCCCCCACCCCGAUCCCCACCCCCCUUCAGAAGCCGGAGGACUCCACGCCGCCGCCGCGCGCAGACGCCGACCCCGCGACGCUGUAUGCCGUGGUGGACGGCGUGCCCCCGUCGCGCUGGAAGGAGUUCGUGCGGCGCCUGGGGCUGAGCGAGCACGAGAUCGAGCGGCUGGAGAUGCAGCACGGCCGCUGCCUGCGCGAGGCGCACUACAGCAUGCUGGCGGCCUGGCGGCGGCGCACGCCGCGGCGCGAGGCCACGCUGGAGCUGCUGGGCGGCGUGCUCCGCGACAUGGACCUGCGCGGCUGCCUGGAGGACAUCGAGGAGGCGCUGUGCGGGCCCGCCUCCCUGUCGCCCGCGCCCCGCCUCGCCCGGUGAGGGCGCGCUCCCACGGGCGGCCGGAAGGACGGUCCUGCCGGAUGUCCCCGGGACCCCGUCGUCUCCUGGAGAGGAAGAGUCUCGGAGGGGCAGGCAUGAGCCGGCAGCCGCUUACUUGGCGCUACCCCCGCGGCGUACAUAGCUCUUUUCAGCUGCCCGAGCACCGCCGAGAGUCAGCGGGUGCGCGGGAGAGAGGCGCGCUGCGGGCCGUGUGUGCGGAGACGCGGAGUGUGCUAGCUGCCCGAGCGGGUGGCUGCGGGGACAAGGGGCGCUAUGCCUCGUACCCAUCUUGGGUGUGAGGGCCCAGCAAGGCUGCUGGGGGGGACCCUGGCUCGUCCCUGACCUUUUUCACAGUAGAUAAGCAAUCUUUUUUUAAAAAAAUCAAUUAUGUUACACUAAUAGAAACUUGGCACCCCUUUGGCCCUUGCCUGGACGAGCACAGAACAAGCUGAACUGUCCUAAGGCGGGGGCAAGCACGGAACAAUCGGGCCCCGGCUGGAGCUGUGGACUUUUGUAAAUACACUAAAACUCUGGAAUUAAA